GGUUGUUUGUGGUGUUUAGGAGGACAGCUGAUCACUCCUCACAACUCAGACCAAAUUUCCCAUUCAAGUUUUUUCUCUCCCCUUACCAUGUGAUAAACAAUCAGAAGUUGUGGAUUAACUUGGGUGACGUUGAAGUAAGGGAGUCCACACUGUGUCUGAGAAGUGUCUCAAGUGGUUCACCUAUGGAAUACCAUAGGACUUUCGGUCUCCAGUUGAUGUGAGUUAUAAUUUUUGGUGCCAUGUUAAGAGGUUGCAUAGUGUUGUAUUAUACCAUUGAUCAAUUAAGGUUGUAGUAGUACAGGAGAGUAGUUGUGUUAAGCGGUUCGUAUUUGUCUUGGGCCGAGAGGUAGCACUUUAGGUCAAAAUGGCUGAGUCAGUAGAACAGGGAAGUACCAUAGUUGGGGACACAUUGGCAGAGAGAUUGGAAGAGGCUUUGCUGAUCAACGCGAGACAAUACUCGGCGUUAGAAGAAUCACAGACACAGGUUAAGGAACUAAAACAAGAACUCCAGGAACUAAAACAAGAACUCCAGCAUGCAAAGAACCAAGACACUGAUCUAGAGUAUGGUGUAGGUAGGGACACAAACCCAACUGACCCACCGGCAGAAAGUGCCCACUCUGUACCACAAUCAGGGAACGAUACCACACACCCAGGUAGCCUUAGAGUUGAUCCAGGGGUUCUUCCCAAACUAACGGACAUGGCCAAGAGGGAUGAUAGGGAAACAGCCGUGUUCAACCUUAGUUAUGUUAGAACGUUAUCAUUGGAAACACUAACAGGGCCGGAUUCUGAGAGCCAUAUUAGAACUUUUUGUAGACAGGUAGAGUGGUUACUGAAGCAGGAUGGCCAUAGGGUAGAAGCGGCUCUAAGCAGAAUGGAGUAUUCCGUAGAACAGAGGGUUCUACAGGAAUUGGAUAGCAAGAAGAUGUGGGAUUGGAACACCCUUAAGCAAGCUUUGACAAAGUUCGACACAGGCCAGAAUACUCUGAGUAAGGCAUGGGAAGGUUUUAUGAGAGAAGAAUAUCAUGUAGAGGACGAGCCGGGAAUAUGUGUGGAACGAAUGAAGUAUAAGCUGGCAGCCAUAGAGAGUAAGUUUGAAGUGAUACAAGGGAAGGAUCAGCUGAUGAAAGAUGUAUUGUAUGAGGGAUUGCCAGGGCAAAUGCAGAGAGAGUUAAGAAGAUACCACCGGUUAGGCAUAUCCUUAGAGCCCUUUUUGAACGAGUUGACAAAGUGUAGGGAAUGGUAUUUGAGAUCACAGGGCAGGGGACAGCAACAUGUUAGACAGACCCGCCAGGGACCAGUACCAGAGGAUUAUAGAGUCCAGGGAGACUAUCAUAGGAACGAGACUGACGGAAGACCGGAUCGGAACACGAGGGGGAAGGAAAAUAACACUCAAGGUUGGACAGGAAAUGAAUGGUGCGGAUAUUGUAAGAAGGAUACCCAUAGUCCGCAUAAUUGCCCCUCCAGACCCAGACCAGGUUCAUGUUAUGCGUGCCUGAGGAUGAACUGUAAGAGUUAUUUCGCCACUUGUCCAGGACGCCAAGCUAGGAAUCCCCCUUCGGGCCAAUGACCACGACAUCCGUUCCCACGCAGUUCUCCAUGUAUUAAGUUACCUAUAUGUGGACAUACUUGUAUAGCAUUGGUUGAUACGGGUAGUGAAGCUACUAU
Homarus americanus (American lobster) is the source of this 1665-nucleotide messenger RNA. RefSeq lists its product as uncharacterized. The transcript is spliced from 2 exons. The record is from RefSeq and is a predicted model, not a curated record. Lineage: Eukaryota; Metazoa; Arthropoda; Malacostraca; Decapoda; Nephropidae. The coding region runs from base 365 to 1567 and encodes 400 amino acids.